Talaromyces proteolyticus is the source of this 1536-nucleotide messenger RNA. RefSeq names its product histidine phosphatase superfamily. NCBI's taxonomy places the organism in Eukaryota, Fungi, Ascomycota, Eurotiomycetes, Eurotiales, Trichocomaceae. Gene Ontology annotation, molecular function: acid phosphatase activity. The record is from RefSeq and is a predicted model, not a curated record. The transcript has 3 exons. Bases 1 to 1536 code for a protein of 511 amino acids. Gene Ontology annotation, cellular component: fungal-type cell wall.
AUGCAUUUCUUUCCUGGUCUACUCGUCGGCUUCGGCGUUCUGACUAUUAUAAUAUCAAUUUUUCUCAAUUCAAAAGUGACCCCCGUAUUACCACCUGCAUCUCAUUUCCCGGCGAAUUUAGUGUGUUCAUCAGGAAAUAGACCCUCGAACUCUCCAUAUUUUGCUGGCUGGAAUACCUGGUUUCACCCGGAACGCGUCUCAUCAUCGGGCCAAUUUCGAGAAUGGAACAUUUUGCACCAUCUAGGGGGAAAUGGCCCUUGGAUUCAAAGAACAACACCCAAUUCAAUCGAGAACUCACUGCCUGAUAAAUGCGAAGUAGAGCAGGUGCAUAUGCUUUCACGUCACAGUGAGCGAUAUCCUACCCGCAAUGCCGGAGAGCGCCAUUUAGCGCUUGUUAGGCGCUUGAAAGACUUAGAAGUUCCAUUGAAUGGAUCACUUUCCUUCUUCAAUAACUGGACCUAUUUCACCCAAGUUCCAGAACGGGAUUUCGACCAACUCACUUCCACUGGUCCAUACGCCGGCACCCUAGGAGCUUUUACCACAGGAACUCGCUUUCGUACUCGCUAUGGCCAUUUACUACCUUCUCAGGGCAUCAAAACUAAAAUAUGGGCCAGCGACUCACAGCGUGUCAUCGAAACUGCGAAGUAUUUUGCCGCUGGGGUUUUUGGAAUUGACUGGGAACAGAUGCAAAGGGCCGAGGUGGAAGUAGUACCAGAGACACUGGACCAACAUACCAAUACCCUAACCCCCGGCGACACUUGUGUCCGGUAUAUUGAAGAUACUGCCUUGGGUCAUGACUAUGGCCGGAAUAUGUUGGCGGUAUUUCAAAAUGCGUACAUUCCUCUUAUAGCGCAUCGCCUUGUUGACGAGGAGAACAACCAAGCUGUGGGAAAUUUGUCCGCUUUGGAAGUAUAUGGCAUGCAAGAGAUGUGUGGAUUUGAAUCUAUUGUUCGUGGAACUAGUCCCUGGUGUGAGCUAUUCACUCCCAAAGAAUGGGAGCAUUUCGAGUAUGCCAGAGACCUUCUUCACUAUUAUCGAGGUGGACCGGGAAAUAAAUAUGCAGCAGCAAUGGGAUUGUUAUGGCUGCAUGCUACGGGGCAGCUUCUGCAAGCUGGGCCCGAAAACGGGACACUAUUCUUUAGUUUUGUUCACGAUGGUGAUAUUGCGCCCAUGCUAACAGUUCUCGACCUGUUUCCUGACCCUAAAUACGACCCGCAUCUUCCAGUCACGCAUGUCGCUGAGGAUCGUGUAUGGCGGGUAUCUACUGUGAUGCCCAUGGGAGGAAGAAUCAGUUUCGAGCGGCUCCGGUGCAGUGGAUCAGACAACGUAUCUAAUGGGACUUAUGUCCGCAUUAACGUUAAUGAUGAUAUUGUUCCGCUACCAGGCUGCAGCUCGGGGCCAGGAGAAAGCUGUCCUCUGGAGAAAUUCACAGCGAGGAUUAGCAGGAAGAGAGAAGAACUUGGCGGGUUUGCUGAAGUUUGCAAGACGAGUGGACUCGAUACAGGAAUAACUUUUCUCAAGCAACCAGGGUUUUGA